Symbiodinium necroappetens is the source of this 238-nucleotide messenger RNA. NCBI's taxonomy places the organism in Eukaryota, Dinophyceae, Suessiales, Symbiodiniaceae. The record is from the annotation of a GenBank genome assembly.
GACAAAGGGUGACAUGUCCAAGUGCUCCAAAGCAGACGAUUCAGGGAAUGCAGGGUCCGCUCAUGGUCUAGUGAGGCCCAUCUCAGCAGCUGGCACACUAACUUCUGCUCGCGCCGCUCCACGAACUUCGCCUCAGGUGCACUCUCGCUCCUCCACCGCGCCGUCAACACGACGUCCUUCUCGUGAUAGGCACUCGAGCCAUGGGCCAGAGGCCGUAAGCCGGCGCGCGGCCCCAUAG